AUGAAGUCGAUCCUUUACAAUCAAAAAGCAGUCUUUGAUAGCUUGAAAGCAGGUAACAAUGCAAUUAAGGCGAUACAGAGUGAAAUCAACAUAGAUGAUUUCCAGAAGUUAAUGGACGAUACUGAAGAAGCUAAAGCUUACCAAGAUGAAAUUAAUGCCAUCUUGGGGGAGAAAUUAUCAGCAGAAGAUGAAGAGGAAAUUUUGGCAGAAUUUGAGGACUUGGAAACUCAGAUGGCCGUUCAAGACAUGCCAGAAGUGCCUACUAGAGCUGAAUCUGAGGAGCAAAAGUUGAAUCUUCCCGAUGUGCCGACCAAGAAGCCAGUCGCUGCUGAUGCGGCUAGAGACGAUGCUGAAAUUGCAUCAGAGGAUAUUUCCACAAAAAGAAGAGUUAUGGAAGAACCCCUUCCUGCAUGAUUGAGAAAACGACGUGGCCUUCAUGAUAAGCAGCUUCCC
Messenger RNA from Hibiscus syriacus, 453 nucleotides. RefSeq names its product vacuolar protein sorting-associated protein 20 homolog 1-like. The coding region runs from base 1 to 414 and encodes 137 amino acids. The record is from RefSeq and is a predicted model, not a curated record. Gene Ontology annotation, cellular component: multivesicular body; ESCRT III complex. Lineage: Eukaryota; Viridiplantae; Streptophyta; Magnoliopsida; Malvales; Malvaceae. Gene Ontology annotation, biological process: vesicle budding from membrane; late endosome to vacuole transport via multivesicular body sorting pathway. The transcript has 5 exons.